GCUCUCUCUCUCUAAGCUUUCUUAAGCUCUCUUUUGUUCUUUUUGCCAUCCUAGCUAGCAUUUUGCCUAGCAUUUGAAGAGUAAGGCUGACUAGCUUACUUGUUUCCGCGAGAAAGUAGCUAGUGUCGCACGGUUCGUUGGUAGAAAACACCAAGCCCGUGACAGUUGGUAUCAGAGCAAGGUUAAACUAUCGUUGAAAUGGCAAAGACAUCAGGAGCAAGUGAGGCUACUAGAGUUCCGGAGGAGGUAAGGCAACUCCAUAGUGAGGUUGUGAAGGACCAGCCGGAAGCGUCCAAGCCACCAAGGAAUGAGAGAGGAAGGUUGAGGGAUGUUGUGUCUGACAUGGAUGCCAGGCUAGCCAAGGUAGAGCUAACUGUGGUCGAGGGACAAGAUACGUUCUGGGAUUUAGAGCAACGCAUCGGGGAGCUCGAGAAUGGAAGAGAAGAGCUUCAAGAGGGGAUGCAAGCUGCCUUGAACGAGGGGAUGUCCAAGUGUCAAGAUCAAGCCAAGACCGUGGAGAAAACUCUCCUUGCCGAGGUUAUGACAUUGAGGGAGAUGCUUGAUGGAAUGGUUGCUAGGUUGGUGGCAACAGAGGAAGAGCUUAUCCUAUGUAAGAAGGCAGCUAUCCAGGGAAGUGGAAGCGUGCCAAUGAUAGUCUCUACUCCAUCGAAGUUAGAUGUUCCGAAGCCUAAAGCUUAUAAAGGCUCGAGGAACGCGAAGGAAAUUGAUAACUUCCUAUGGAGCUUGGAGCAAUACUUCAAGGCACUUGGCUUAGUAGAAGAAGCCAAGAAAGUUGACGUUGCCGCACUCUUCCUAGAAGAUACCGCAAUGUUAUGGUGGAGAAGGAAGAGUGGCGACAUGGAAAAAGGGACAUGCACCAUUAGCUCGUGGGGAGAAUUCAAGGAAGAUUUGAAGAAGCAGUUCUACCCCGAGAAUGCUAUUCGCGAUGCAAGGGCCAAGUUGCGGCGACUCUCACAUACAGGAAGUAUUAAGGAGUAUGUUAAAGAAUUCACCGACACACUCCUUGAGAUUCCCAGCUAUACCGAUGAAGAAGCCUUGUUUGCAUUUAAGGAUGGGUUGCAGAUUUGGGCAAGGUUGGAGUUGGAGCGCCGUGGUGUCCAAGAUCUCAACACCGCCAUUGCCAUGGCCGAAUCCUUGAUAGAGAUCAGGAGGCAAGACAAGCACAAGCCUGACCAAGAAAGGAACAGCAACGGAAAGAAUGGGGGAGAUCGCCACCACAAAAAGGAAGGCUCCUACAGGUUUGACAAACCCAGAGAGGGAGGCAACCAUGGCAACAAGGAUGACAAAGGUGGAGAAAAGCCUCGUAUCAAGUGUUUCUUCUGUGAUGGACCACAUAAGGCGAGAGAGUGCCCUACGAAGAACAAGCUCUCUGCGUUGGUCGAAGAAAGGGAAGAACACCAGCGAGUGCAAGAGGAGUCCAAGAUGGGGUCCCUGCUACUUCUCAGUGCCAUCAAAACCAAAUUUGAGAUGCCCAAGUCCGAAAAGAAGGGCCGGUUAUUCGUGGAAGCAAAGGUUGGAAGCCGUACGGUAGAAGCAUUGAUAGAUACUGGGGCUAACAACAACUUCCUCGAGGUAAAAGAGGCAGAAAGACUUGGCAUCAAGUAUGCAAAGGAGCAAGGGUGGCUCAAGGUUGUGAACUCGGCACCGAACGCAACAUGUGGGUUUGCGCGAGACGUCAAAGUAAGCCUCGGUGAGUGGUUUGGCCUCUUGGAUUUUUCCAUUAUAACGAUGGAUGAUUAUGAGAUGGUGCUUGGCAUAGAGUUUCUGGAUAAAGUGAAUGCAUUCCCACUUCCUUUUGCCAACACCAUGUGUAUCUUGGAGCAAGGGAAUACUUGCAUGGUACUGUUGAAACGAGAAGCCAAGGUAAAAGCCAUGAAGAUCUCGGCCAUGCAGCUAUCUGAGCGGGUAGAGAAGGCUCAACCGUCAUUCCUUGCGGCACUAAAGGAAGAAGUGGCAAUCUCGCCACAUACAGGGGUCCUAGAUGAGUUUGGGAACGUAAUGCCUGCGGAAUUACCGAAGAAGCUCCCACCGAAGAGAGAGGUGGAUCAGAAAAUGGAGCUGGUAGAAGGUACGAGGCCUCUUACAGCAGUCCCUUAUAGCAUGGAACCCCUUGAGUUCGAAGAGUUACGGAGGCAACCAAAAGAGUUGUUGCAUGUUAGCCACACUAAUCCAUCCAAGGCUCCGUGA
Molecule: messenger RNA, 2208 nt
Organism: Ricinus communis (castor bean)
Lineage: Eukaryota; Viridiplantae; Streptophyta; Magnoliopsida; Malpighiales; Euphorbiaceae
Exons: 2
Coding region: 199-2208 (669 amino acids)
Source: RefSeq, a predicted model, not a curated record